Molecule: messenger RNA, 1432 nt
Organism: Glycine soja
Lineage: Eukaryota; Viridiplantae; Streptophyta; Magnoliopsida; Fabales; Fabaceae
Product: F-box/kelch-repeat protein SKIP4-like
Exons: 3
Coding region: 173-1258 (361 amino acids)
Molecular function (GO): protein binding
Source: RefSeq, a predicted model, not a curated record
CUAUCCUCUCCUCCUACAAUUUUUAUUAUUAAAAAAGGAAAAAAAACAUUAGGAAAUUGGGAAAGAUACUAAAACUUUCCCUGGAACUGAGUUGGAGUAUAAUUUUUUCUUGUUUUGCGCACUUCUCAGAUGAAUCCCUAGUUUCCUUACAAGGUCCUCUGUACCAUUUACAAUGGAACAUGCAGAUAAAGGAAAAGAAUCAUCAAAUAGUGUAAAUGAAGUAGAAGUCACUAAUUCUCCAAUUAUUUGUGGCCUUCCAGAUGAUAUUUCUCUUAUGUGCCUGGCAAGAAUUCCAAGAAAAUAUCAUUCUGUCCUGAAGUGCGUCUCAAAGAGCUGGAGGAACUUGAUUUGCAGUGAAGAAUGGUUCUGUUAUCGCCGAAAGCACAAACUUGAUGAAACCUGGAUUUAUGCUUUGUGCAGGGACAAAUCAAAUGAGAUUUUCUGUUAUGUAUUGGAUCCAACCUUGUCAAGAAGAUACUGGAAGCUCAUUGAUAACCUUCCACCUCAAAUCUCGAAAAGAAAAGGCAUAGGUUUUGAAGCUUUGGGAAAUAAGCUAUUCUUAUUGGGUGGUUGUAGCGAGUUUCUAGAUUCUACUGAUGAGGUUUAUUCAUAUGAUGCUUCCUCAAACUGUUGGGCUCAAGCUACUUCCUUGUCAACUGCUAGGUACAACUUUGGUUGUGAAGUUUUGGAUAAAAAACUAUAUGCUAUCGGGGGAGGAGGUUCAAAGUCAAGUUAUCAUUCUUGGGAGACUUUUGACCCUUUGACAAAUUGUUGGACAUCUCAGACAGAUCCUAAAAUUGUUAAUGAAAUUAAAGAUUCAGUGGUUCUUGACGGGAAGAUAUACGUCCGAUGUAGCAGAUAUCCUGUAACUCCUCAUGUAUUUGCUGUUGUAUAUGAACCAUCAAGUGGCACAUGGGAGUAUGCAGAUGAUGACAUGGUUUCAGGAUGGACUGGUCCUGCAGUUGCUGUUGAUGGUACCCUUUAUGUCUUGGAUCAGAGUGCAGGAACUAAGUUAAUGAUGUGGCAUAAAGAGAGACGCGAGUGGAUACUCGUUGGAAAGCUAUCACCAUUGCCUAUUAGACAACCCUGCCAGCUUGUUGCAGUUGGUAAAAGCAUUUUCGUUGUUGGGAGAGUGCUUAGCACUGUGGUUGUUGAUGUUGAUAAUUUGGGGAAUGAGGAUCAGGUGAUUGUGGGUUCUGCUAUACCUGGAUUAUUAUUUGAUGUCAAUGUAACAAGUGUUAAAUGCUUGUCAAACUGAAGCAUUAAUUAGUUUGUGGGUAGUGUUAUGCUAUGAAACAUGCAUCAAUGUUACAUGAAACUUUUUUCUUUUCUUGGUACAAUCAUAGUACUGAAGUUUGAACCAUUGGCUUAUAUGUAAAUUACUCAAAUCCGGCACAGUUUGCAUUGUCAAUCCUAGUAGUAUUUUACAUAA